This is a messenger RNA of Phytophthora infestans T30-4, 2610 nucleotides long. RefSeq names its product Regulator of G protein signaling. Bases 1 to 2610 code for a protein of 869 amino acids. Lineage: Eukaryota; Oomycota; Peronosporomycetes; Peronosporales; Peronosporaceae. The record is from RefSeq and is a predicted model, not a curated record. The transcript is spliced from 3 exons.
AUGGGAGCAGCUGCGUCCAUGGACGACCCCGACGCGUCCGUGGUUUUUAGAGAGACGAAAGAGGAAUAUGAGCGGAGAGUUGCUGCGGGUGACUCGAAGGAAGAAAUUUUCUCCAGUCUUCGAGAUAUCGUUGCCACCCGUUUAGGAGGCACCCACCCACUCCUCCACACGUCACAGAGUCUGGAAUCCUUUCUCGUCCAAGAUUUAGCAAUAUCUGAGUCCGGAGAUCUAGAGAAACGUUCCAGCUCGUUGCUGGAUGCUGCUACGUUAGCUGCAGUGACCACCUCGUCCGAGAGCAAAGAAUCGACUAUCGAGACCAGUAUCGCACUAGCCAAGACGAUACCCGACGACGACGACGUCCAAUUGAAUCCAUUCCAUGACGACCAUGAAGUCGAAACGCACAUCGACGAGCAGGGAAUCCUCCGAGCAACUGUUGAAAAAGGCUUUGGACGGGCUGUGGGUUCGUCUCGGGCUGCACUUGAUCUGGUGCAAAACCUCGCUCCUGUGUUCACAACUGACGUACUAACUGACCCAACAACGCUCAAGAUGAUCCUCAAGUACGCAGAAGCCAACAAAGUGCCCAGCGGAGCGGAUAUGCUCCGAUUUUGGGUCGAAAUCGACGAACUGCAGCACCUUCCGUCCCAUUCGUACACGCACCGUCGACUACGCAAGAUUUACGACAAGUUUUUGUCCCCUGAAGCGCCUUCGCCUGUGUGUGUCACGGCGCAGAUGCUGCAGGAUAUCGAGAAAGCCCUCGAAGGAGAUAAUAUCUCCGCUGGCAUCUACGCCGGUGCACAGCAAAUCUGCUAUAUCGCGCUGGAAAAAUCCGUGUAUCCGCGAUUCCGAGACAGCAAAUUGUUCCGUAAGAUGCAGGAUUUCUGCGCUCCGGUCGUUCCUAACGCUGGCGCGUCAUCUAACAUUGGCUCGAGCAAUGGACCUACUUUGUUAGCUGCUGCUUCGGCUACAGGAACGGUGGCUGCCAACAUCACGGAUAAUAUGGAAGAUGCUGAGGAUUAUUCGCUGUUGGGUAUUCUAGCACAUCCAGCUAAGCUGCGCUUCCUCAAGACGUUCUGUAUGGAAGCAUUGGCGCUGGAAAAUCUGCUUUUCUACCUGGAAGUCGAAGAUUGCAAGAGAUUGCCGAAUCUGUCGUUCGUGGUCAACAAGACGCGAAAAAUCUACGAUCGCUACUGCUCUCCAUCGUCCAAGAACUUUAUUGUCGGGCUGGGAGACAAAGACGCGCUGAAAGAAAUCCACGACGUGGUGGAGAACAAAGGAGCUCUCGUGCCAAAGUUAUUCUAUGAGGUCCAGAUAGGCGUAUUUAACCGGAUUAGCGACGAUAUCUGGCCUGGAUUCUGUCGCUCCCAGGAAUAUCUGGAUCAUUCGAAAGAGGUCCAACCGGACGCGAAACAUCUGGCACGACGCGGCAAUCGCUUCGAAGAGAGCGAGGCGGUGCAAAAGAAACUGGAAGGCUUGGCAGAGCUCCAGCUCAUCGACGCGGCCAUGCAUUAUCCGGUCGAGAAGCUCAUCCCUAUCUCAGUUCCAGAUUCUAUCCAAGGGGCAGCUCGACGAAAAUCCAUUCAAAAACUCGAAGAGGAGCAGACUCUCACGCCUGAGCAGGAGCUGAAGCUGCUGUUGGGCGACCCAUUCGCCAAGAAAUAUCUAAAGCUCUUCAUGACUCGACGAGGCGUGGAUUCUUUGCUUGCCUUCUGCGAAGAAGUGGAAGAUUUUAAGCUGCUACCAGGUAUCGAGUUUCUCCAACAUUCCGCUAAGAAAAUCUACCGCAAGUACAUUAUCCCCAGUGCUCGACUACAGGUGGAUAUGAGUAAAACGAUGCGAGAAGAGAUUUUUACGCGACUCGCGAAUCCAAGCGUGGAUAUGUUCAAGAAGAUCGCGAACCGGGUACGUCACGGGAUGCUGCAGGACUCGCUGCCUCGCUUCGUCAAGUCAAAUUACUACAAGGAUCUACGUCGGGAUAGUAAAGCUACGCCUGCCGAUCCCCACUUGGCCACAGUCGACCAAGCAGCAAAAGCAGGAAAGCUCGAGCUGUGCCACUUGGAUGUUUUUCUAACAUAUCCAGGAUGUAUGCAAGCCUUCCGGAAGUUUCUGGAUUUUCAACAUUGUUCCGAGAAUCUAAUGUUGUGGGAGGAGAUUGAACACUACCGAAGACUGCCGAGCUACCAGAUCGUCCUGCGUUCAGCCAAGAAAAUCUACGACAAAUAUCUGAAUCCGAAUAAUCCACGAUCGCAGAUUCCGUUGGCUCCAGCACUUCUUCAACGUGUAGAGACGCAACUGGAAGUGGCGAGUCGAACGACGUUCGAUGAGGUCGAGAACGAGUGCUACGACCACAUGCGCAACGUCGUGAUGCCGGAUUUCCUGGAUUCUCGGAUUUUUAUGGCCCUAGUGGGGACGUGGGCCACGGUUCACGAAGAUUAUCCAGCCGAGAUGCUACGUGGAGAACUGGAAAUGGCGUUUCUGCGUCAUCGCUUCCAUCUGGUUCAAGAAGCUCGAGGAAUGUCUCGAGACUCGACGGUCAGCAACUUUGACAAAGGACGCAACGGAGCGACCCCCACUCUAGGCACGACAAAUAGCGGCCGAGUCACAAACGGAUAA